Molecule: messenger RNA, 318 nt
Organism: Acaulospora morrowiae
Lineage: Eukaryota; Fungi; Glomeromycota; Glomeromycetes; Diversisporales; Acaulosporaceae
Source: the annotation of a GenBank genome assembly
ACAACCUUAUUGGUGGCAAUUGGUGUCGCGGUAGCAGCACGUAUGGCUAUGAAAGGAAUCAAACAUUAUCCAAAAUUAAAAGCGGCAAUUCAUAGGCCUAUUGAGAGACGGCCUAAAGGGGGGUUUGAACCGAAAAUGAAUAAAACUGAAGCAGUGCAAAUUUUAGGAUUACGAAAUACUAUUCUUAACAAAACUAAAAUUAAAGAAGCCCAUCGUCGCAUAAUGUUGCUUAAUCAUCCUGAUCGAGGAGGAUCACCCUAUCUGGCAAGUAAAAUUAACGAAGCCAAAGAUCUACUUGAAAAAACCACAAAGUCAUAA